AUGCUGCACAUUGAAGAUUGCUGCGCUAUUGACAAUCCUAAAGCUGCAUUGGAAAUCAGCUCUGAAUCCGAAGAUAGUGACAACUUGGCAGAUGACGAAAAAACAGUUGAGAAGCAGAAUAAAAAUGCGAGAGAUGCUGACAGUAAUGUCGACUGUUUAAAUGCUAAUUUGGCUUCUGGAGAUUCUAUUUUUAGUUGUUCGGAUACGAAUUCAUCUGAAGGUUUACAAAUUUCUGGAACAAAGUAA
Loa loa (African eye worm) is the source of this 246-nucleotide messenger RNA. RefSeq lists its product as hypothetical. The record is from RefSeq and is a predicted model, not a curated record. NCBI's taxonomy places the organism in Eukaryota, Metazoa, Nematoda, Chromadorea, Rhabditida, Onchocercidae. Bases 1 to 246 code for a protein of 81 amino acids. The transcript has 2 exons.